Molecule: messenger RNA, 3351 nt
Organism: Electrophorus electricus (electric eel)
Lineage: Eukaryota; Metazoa; Chordata; Actinopteri; Gymnotiformes; Gymnotidae
Source: RefSeq, a predicted model, not a curated record
CACCAACUUAGACGAAGAAAACGCUCCACCGCUUUACGUUUUCUGAGGCGAGUAAACACUCGAACGGUUUGUGCAUUGCACGCUUUGGUCGGCAGAAGAAACGAUGCUCCACGCAAAGCACAAGCAGUUGCACCGUGAUGCACGGCCGUGUGAUUUGUAUCCGCGCGUGCAGCACAUUCCCCGAGUUCCUGCAGCGCCGCGAGCGCCGGCCACGCGCCCUCCGAUACCGUCGCUCCUUUCACUACCGAACCGCCCAGGCCGUCUCCACGCUAAUCACCGACAGCCUGAGCAUCAUCUGCGUCCGGGGGGACGCCCACAGCGGUUCCUCGGACCCAAUCCUGUGAUACGGCCCCCAGUGGUCAUGCACCAAAUGCCAGGAGUACCAGUGGCUCGUGGAAAGCGGUUCCCAGCGCCGUUUCUCCCAAGAGGAGUCGGGCAGUCGCUUCUCGGGCUGCCUCCAGUGCAGGCACCUCUGAGGAACGCGCCCGUCGGGUUCAUGUCUCGGCAUCAACCCUGUCUGCAUCGGCCUUGUUUGAAUAAGGAGGGCUUUAUAAGUUCUUCACAGAGAAAGAGAGACAGUGGCCAUGUAGCAACAGGAAAGAGUAAUAGUCACAUGACCAAAAGUAAAACUGAUGCAAAAACCACCAAAGCGGAAAUCAAGCGGGAGGUGUGUGGUGAAGGCAGUUGGGCUUCGUCCUCUGAGCAGACAGAACCUGCUGUGAAGAAACUGAAGAGCUUCGGGGCGGAUGAGCAGGUGGAGCAGGCAGAAGGUGGAGAUGCAGAGCAGACUGCAGUAGACACCGACUCGCCAGCGAUCCCAGAGCAGGAAGCACACAUGUGCUUUCCCAUUACCCCAGAGGAGGAGAGCGUGUCAGCAGAGGCAGAGGCGGACCUGGAGCAGAGCAGGACGGCAGAGGUGCAGGGCGUCGGCACGUCGCUGAAGGUGACCAUUCAGCGCAGCAGCGAGAGCCGGGCCUUCAGCACCGGCCCAGAGGACAAGGUGGCAGCGACAGGCCGCAGUCCAGAUAAAGACACGAGCACCACCGCGGGCAAAUUCUGCUGCUAUAUUUGCAACAUCACAUGCCCCGACCAACAGGAGUUUCAGGCUCACAUGAUCAGCCUGGAUCACCAGCAGAAGAUGAUGGAGAUUCAGCACCUGAGUAACACCUGCCUAGCCACACUGCUGCCCAAGAUGCAGUAUUCCCUACAGAGCUCUCACAGAGAGAAGAGGCAAGGCUUGCAGCACUGGUGUGCCAUCUGCCAGUCUCACUUCGCUGGUGACCUCAUCGAACACAGGAGAACCAAGAAACACAAGGUAGCAAAGGUCUCCUCCAGGCCAUUCUGCACGGUGUGCGAGCGCUACUUCAGAACUCCUCGGAAGUUUGUAGAGCACAUGAAAUCUCCAGAGCACAAGCAGCAGGUGGAGGAGCUCAGAGAAGAAGGAGGACCUGAAGUCAUGGAGGAACUCAUAACAGUAGAUGCCAUUGGCUGUUUUGAAGGUGAAGAUGACUAUGAAGAAGAAGAAAAUGAAGACAAGGAAGAAGACACAAGUCCUGAAAAGGUUAUUUCAGAGAUGAUGAGUGAUUGUGAAGGGUAUGAUCCAGACACGCAGUACGGUGCCAGUUUUGUAGUGCCAGCGGCAGGAUUCCUCUGUAAGCUUUGCCACAAGUUCUACCACUUUGAGUCUAGCGCUCGGGAGACCCACUGCAAGUCUCUCGUACAUUACCAGAACUUACAGAAGUACAAGGCCGUGCUGAGCCGACCUCGAGAGGGUGAGGAGAGCCUGCGCAGCUCCAACAGCAGCACCCCAAUCCCUGAGAAGAGCAGUGACACAGCUGCCAGAACGCAGGCCGAGGGUGGCCAGGAGGAGAAAUCCCAGAGCCUGAAGGAAUGCUUAACGUCCUGCCAUGACAGCCCAAGCCCAGAGCGAGAGCCAACGUGCGCAGCCACGCUGAGCCCUGCUGGCACUGCCAAGCGCCUGACUCGCAAGGCAAACAGUGACUGUGGACCCACCGCACAAGAGAGAGAACCCAGUAGGAAGUCUUCAAAAAGCUGAGAGUUUCAGUGACCAUGCCUGUUACUGCCUUAGUGCUGCUUCUGACAACUACUCCAGACCCACUACUUUAGGCUUUUUAAAUAACAUAAUAAACACUCUAUAAAGGCAGCUGCAUCAAGGUUGUGAAAAUGUCCCGUUAGGGGUGGGCGAUGAGGCAAAAAAAAUAAUCAUGAUACACAGAGCACCAGCAAAACAUUUUUGAAAAGCUAUGUAAGUACAUUUUUACAAGAUUUUCAAAUCAUCUGUUAUACUGAAGUUUUAACUUGACAAUGUGACACCCGUGGUUAUUAUUUAUGGACUUCUGAAAAACUCCUUUUUCUGACACGUGUUGUUGGUCAGAGUUUUGAAGGGACUAAUGAAACGUGCUAUGCUCGGAAAAAUGAAUUAUGAUGUAUCAUGAUGACAUAUGUCAUCACACAGCCCACCCCUGGUUCCACUGGAAAUUCACUACAAUUUGAUCAGAUAUAGUGCAGUUUGUCUGGACACUGACAAGUCUGUUGUUUCUGGCUCUACUCGAACGCAUGGACAUCAGUAAAACAGUAGCUAAGACACUGAAGUGCAGCCUGUCGGCAUGUGGUCAUCCACAAAGAAAUCGCAGUAAUUUAAAUACAUGUUCCCCAGUUCUAGGAGACCACAAGUAAUUGGGCAAAUAAAGAUACUUUUAAAUUAUGUUUAUGGUUGCAAAUAUUUUGAAAUUGAUUAUGUAGUAGUUGCUGAUUGCUUGAUCACUAUAAAAUAAAAUGGCCUUUGAUACCCAUAUGGUUAAGCUACUGGUCUACUGAUCUAAACACCUUCAUACAUUUUACUGUGUUUAAUUUCUAAUUCUUGUUCAAAUCCAGUCCAGUUGCUUAAGAAUUUUCUGUACAUGUGAGUUUGAGUGAGAUUUCCUGAUAUCGUCCUGAUGAGCUAAUCAUUAGUUGCUCUUUUUGACUGACCAGUGACGAAUUUUGUAGUUGUGCUUUUCAAUAUCGUUUUUACAACCUCAGUAUUUGUGUAUGUUAGUCUUAAAACCAGACAAGAAUUUUUUGUUGUUUUUGACCUUGUAUGCAGUUGUCAUCUUUGUUUGUUUUUGCUUGUUUGUUGGUGUUUUUUGUUGUUGUUUUGUAUACUUGUGAAUCUCUUGGGGAGCCAAGAAUUGCCAAGUGCGGAUACCUUAUGUUAUGUUUCACUUAUCAGUUAAAUGGCCUGUGCAGAGAUCCCAUUUUGGCUCAGUGUUUGUUUUUUAAUCGCAUGUAUUUAUUUGAAUCUGAAAUCUCUGUUUAGAUAAAUGGGAAUUAAAUGAUGUCUAAAAUGGC